Messenger RNA from Adineta steineri, 459 nucleotides. The record is from the annotation of a GenBank genome assembly. Lineage: Eukaryota; Metazoa; Rotifera; Eurotatoria; Adinetida; Adinetidae.
AUGCAUGUAAAUAAUUUGUCCAAUGAAUUAUCUAUUGAUUUACUUACUCAUGAUCUUGAUUCUCGAUCAUUUCUAAUGUUUGUUCGUCGAGAAAAUGAAAGAUAUAGAGAAAUUUCAACAUCUCAACAUAAUCGUCAAUAUUCAUUAAACUAUACUUCAUUUGAUCAUGCACGCGGAUUUAGUCGUAUGAAUAAAUAUAUUAAUCUAUCAUCAAAUUCUUUAAUACCAUCUCAUAUGCUUAGUGAAAAUGGUCGAAUAAUUACUAAUGAUAUUAGUAAACAAUUACUAGAUGAUAAUUUAUCUAUUGUUCGUCGUCAAUGGAAAAAAUCAAAAAAAAACUUAUCUAAUCAAAUUGAACAUAUACAAUCAGAUUUAAAUUCACAUACAAAUAUGUCUGUAAAGAAAACAAUGCAUAAUUGUCAACGAGCACUCUUUAAGUGGAUUGCUAAAACUAAAUGA